Molecule: messenger RNA, 6331 nt
Organism: Myodes glareolus (Bank vole)
Lineage: Eukaryota; Metazoa; Chordata; Mammalia; Rodentia; Cricetidae
Source: RefSeq, a predicted model, not a curated record
ACUUGAGGGAGGAGAAAGGAACCCUGAGCGACAGCACCCGUUGCCCCACCGAGACUCUAUCUUCCCCCAAGGCUAAACAAGGGAGGCUAAGAGACCUUACGUUGCGUAAAAGCACGCUCGACCCGGAAACAAACCUUUUAAAAACCCACUCACCCAGGGGCGGGAGGAAUCGACGAGUCCGGAACCACGGACAGCUUCACCGUUGCUAGGCGACAAGGCAGGCGCACCUGAACGCUCCCGCGACCGGAGCCCAGCGGAGUUGCAACCCUACCCUGGAAGCAGGUGAUCAAACACGUUUCGUGCAGCUGGGACUACCAAACUUGUUUACAGAAGUGAAGACCUGUGGCUUGUUAUCUUCCGUGAACAACAGCCCCCAGAAUUCCAGGAAGCUAUCUGUCCUUGGGCAAGUGGGGCUUAUACAUUAGAGGACGGCGAUUCCUUUGCCAUCAGAUGUCUUUCUGCUUGACCGAGUUGCACCUGUGGUCCCUGAGCGGCACCCUCCACAUCGCGGAUAGAGACAUCGGCGUCUACCAGUACUAUGACAAGAAAGAUGCUCCAGUGUCAGCAACAGAGCAUGGUAACUUAGAAGAAAAACAAAGGCUGGCGGAAUCACGAGAUUAUCCUUGGACACUCAAAAACAGACGCCCAGAAAAACUUCGAGACUCACUGAAAGAGUUGGAGGAGCUGAUGCAAAGCAGUCGGUGUGUGCUGAGCAAAUGGAGGAACAAAUACCUCUGUCAGCUCCUCUUUGGUUCAGGUGUGCUGGUGUCCCUAAGCCUUUCCGGGCCUCAGCUGGAGAAAGUGGUGAUUGACAGAAGCCUGGUGGGGAAGCUCAUCUCAGACACCAUCAGUGAUGCUCUUCUUACAGACAGUUUCAUCAUCUUAUCAUUUUUGGCACAAAACAAACUAUGUUUUAUUCAGUUUACAAAGAAGAUGGAUUCUCUUGAUGUAAAUAAGAGACUGGAAAAACUCUCCGCCUUGGAUUAUAAGAUUUCCUAUUAUGACAUACCUGGCCCAGCAAACAGGACACUAGAGCGUCGCUUAGCUAUCAAUUCCACUGAGGAUGUAGUUGUUUGCUGGUGGCCGCUGGUCAGCGAUGGCGCUUGGCCUUGGACUCCAAUCUCUUCUGAGAAGGACAGAGCGAAUCUCCUGCUCCUGGGUUUUAGUCAAGGAGGACUGCAGGUUCUGAGUUCUGUUCGCACGGAAUGGAAUCCUCUGGAUGUUAGCUUUGGCGCCCAACAGCCUUCUCAGGUGUUGACGGUGGAGUGCUCCACUGGUGUAGACAAGGAGCCCAUGGCUGACAGCUGUAUCUAUGAAUAUGUCCGGAACAAACUCCACUGCGUGUCAGUCACCAGAAUACCAUUAAGAUCGAAGGCCAUCAGCUGUUGCAGGAAUCCUACUGAAGACAAACUGGUCGUGGGCUGUGAAGACUCUUCGGUAAUUCUCUAUGAAGCUCACCGUGGAGCAACCCUUUUGGCCCAGGCGGAACUCUUGCCUUCAUUAGUAAGCUGCCACCCAAGUGGUGCCAUCCUGCUAGUUGGCAGCAGCCAAGGGGAGCUGCAAAUUUUUGACAUUGCUCUAGCCCCUAUUAACAUCCAGCUCUUGGCUGAAGAUCGCCUACCCAGGGAGACUCUGCAAUUCAACAAAUUCUUUGAUGUUUCAAGCAGUCUUAUUCAAAUGCAGUGGAUAGCUCCUCCUCUUGUUUCCCAAAAGCCUGAAAGAAGAGAAAUCUAUGAUCUCCUCUUCCUCAGGUUCAACAGAGGACCUGUGGGAGUGCUGUUGUUUAAGCUUGGCAUCCUCACUCAAGGACAGCUGGGCCUGGUCGACCUCAUCUUCCAGUACCUCCACUGUGGUGAGGUGAAUGAGGCAAUCAACAUCCUGAGCAGCAUGAACUGGGACACUCUGGGCCAGCAGUGCUUCGUCAGCAUGAGCGCCAUCGUGAACCACCUUCUUAGACAAAGGCUCACUCCAGAGAGAGAAGCGCAGCUUGAGGCGAGCCUGGGAACCUUCUAUGCGCCAACGAGACCACUUCUGGAUACAACUGUUUUGGAGUACAGAGACCCCGUCAGCAAGUAUGCCAGGAGAUUCUUCCACCACCUGCUCAGGUACCAGAGAUUUGAAAAGGCCUUCCUCUUGGCUGUUGACAUUGGUGCUCGUGACCUGUUUAUGGAUAUCCAUUACCUUGCCCUGGAUAUGGGUGAACUGGCACUGGCUGAAGUGGCGAGAAGAAGAGCAUGUGACAUUGAUGUCGCAUCAAUCUCCUCUGGAGUUGCAGUGAGUCGCUAUGUUCUUUCUCUGUGAGCGGCUGCUAAGGAAGAAGACCGUCAGGCUUGUGCUCAUGCCCUCAUGUGCAAAGGCAGAAGACGAGAUAAAAUGUGAAGGAGAAAUACUGUUUCUGUUAAAACCGCCUAUCUUUUUCAAAAUUAGACUUAUUCAUAAGCAUAGUACUGCAAUGAUAUGUAGAGAAGCUUGUUUCAUUGUUUUAUGAAAUUUAUAGUUUUUUCAAGUUGGCCAUGUGGAUAUUUGAAAUGAGUUUAUUUAAGCAGAAGAAAUAGCUGGCAAAUGUUUCUAUGAUGGGCAAUAUGUAUGCUGUUUUUAUAACCUUUCUUCUGUUUAUUCAAAGUAAGAUGACUUGAUGUGAUGGAUAGAACAUAACACCAAGACUCAGUCAGAAACAUCAAGAAAUCCUGAGAACAAUACCUUUAAAAGGGUUUUAUGUGUUGCUGGAUGGUGUCUCACUAACUAGCCUGAAACUCAUACUGUGUAGACCAGGCUCUCUCUAGACUCCUAGACAGCCCACCUGUGUGCCCUUCCUUAGUGCACCCCGCCACAGCUGACGCAAAGGUUUUCAGUAAUAAUUACUUUACAGUUUACUUAGAAAAGAGUGAACUGUCUGGUAGCUAGAAUAAAGGUUGGGAUUCACAGUGUUCUCCAGCAGAUUCAAGUCAUCGGAGUUCGCAGAUUGCCUUGUUGACCACCAGUUUAAGUGACAAAAAUUAUGCUUUAUGUUUCCUUCAACUACUACAACUACCAAUUCUUACACAUGCCCCCGUGCAUGUGUGUGCGUGCCUACAUCCAUGCAUGUGUCAGGCAUACACACACACAUAAAUGUGGGUAUCAAUUUCAGGGGGUUUCCCCCUGUGGCUCUCAACCUUAUUGUUUGAGACAAGAUCUCUUCACUGAACCUAGACUGACUGGCUAGAAAGUCAUAGAGGAUUGCCUUCCCCCACUUCCUGUUGCCCAGCACAGGUCCACAGACAGGUUGCUGUACCCUGCUUUUGUGUCUGCACAUCAGUCACUUUACCCGCUGAUCUUUCUUCUCUGCCACUCAAUUUCCUAAAGCUUCUGUAGUAUUCCAUCAUCAGAAACUCCAUUCUCGAAGCAUGGGCUUUCAACAAAGGGACUGGGUAGGUGAUUGACAUGCCUGAACAAAGUAUAGCCUGCUAGAGUGCUGUCCCUCCUCCUUAAGGGCUUCUUUACCAAUGGCUACCGCUGAUGAUGCAUUUAUAUUCUCAGGGAGGAAUGGGGCCUCAUGACCCACACCUGUCUGUGGUAGGAUGUCGGUGGGCCAAUCAUACACAGGUCGUUUGCUGAUAAUCACAGCUCCCGAGAGUUCAAGAAUGCAGUAAUCACGCCAUGCCCGGAUGGAAGCAUUCUCUACAUUCCACCUCUUCCUUCAGCUCCACAUUCUGUUAGUGCCCUCUUCCAUGAUGCUCCCUGAGUUUUGGAAGGGGUGAUAUGUGAUAGAGGACUCAGCUUUCAGUUGCUCUAAGCAAGUCUCUGCAGUAAACAUGAACCACUGCAAAAAAUAUUCCUCUGACUAAAGCUGACAGUAGUGCUGAUCUAUGGUCAUAAGCAAAAAAUUUCUAGAAGGCAGUUUAAUAGACACAUCAAAUCUAUUUAGCACAACAGUAGCUUCCUCCCAGCCAAGUUUAUGAACUCAACAGCCAUGAGCUUUUGACUAUAGUACCAGAUGCGAGUUCUUUUCCAUGAAGCAAGCCUCAAAUUCAAUCAGGAAAAUGGCUACUUGCCCAUAUAACAGGCCUGCCACGGUUGUGCCAAUAGUGUCAUCUUGCCUAGUAGUGUAGCACCCAGGGUCCACAACUGCGUGGAGCUGUUGGUGACAGUUCUUCUCCAGCAGGGAGGCUGCCUCCAGCUUAAUUCUAGCUAGAUUUUCUGUCUUGGGACCAAAGUGUGCACGCCAUUCUUUAGAGUUCCAUGUCUAUGCCAUGAGACUGUACCAACUCUUUUACUUCUUAUGUCUAGAUUGACAGAUUUGGAGAUUAAAAGGCAGCUGAAAUACAAGAAACAAAAGUUCUUGGGUAAGAUGGGUAGGUGAAAAGAUGCCUCCAUGCCACUGUGUAAAUACUAAAAAAUUAGAGUAAUCAAGUAGAAUUUAUCUCAAGGAAGCAAAAAAAAAAAAAAAGAAGGAGGAGGAAAGAGAUGGAGGAGAAACACCAUGAAUCACAAAGAAGAUCAGACAACUGGAAGGCAUAGAGAAACAGAAAGGCUAUGUGGCAAAAUGUAGGAAGGGCCCAUGGCUCCAGCUCCAGUUCCCCUAGUGGUGGUGGCCUAAGCCUCAUCCAGGAGGCAAGCAGUCCUAGCAUUAAGAAAAGCCUAUGGUUUUCACAAGCCUUGAUAGUGACAUACUUUGUAGUAGACCAGCAUUAGAGAAAAAAAUGACCAAAAAAAAACCCAUCCAUUUUGUCACUUCCAGUGUCUUACUGUGCUCUAGCCAGGCAGCAUCUUGGUUGAGGGGCAACCUUCUGUUUGAGGCUAAGCUAUCCUGGGGAACAUCAUACACCUGAGAACACCCUGCCACCUUGUAUGGGCAAGGAGGAGGCCAGGAAAAUCCAUUGUGAAGUGGGGAAUUGGGUAUGAGCAUAGUGAAAAAGUUCCAUGCAGGAACAAUAGGGUAGUACAAAAUAAACAGGCUAGACACAAAGGAACAAGUGAAGAGCCAGCCUAUAAAGAUAUAGAAAAUAUCGUCCAUCUAUGUAUCUACCUGGGAAUUAAUAACUAGAAUCUCCAAUAAACUAAAAAGCCUAAACACCCUAGGUUCUAAAUUAUCCAGUCAACAAGUGGACAAAUGGAUUGUACAGAGAGUUCUCAGAAGAAAGACAGAGAGCAAGCAGAUACAUGAAAAAACAACAACAACAACAUGACUUUAGUCAGCAAGGGAGCAAGGGAGCAUUGAAUCUAUGUAGAAUCUCCUUAGGUGGUGACUAUUAACAAAUAGUGCUAGUGAGAAUUCUGGGGGACGGAACCCUGUACAAUGAUGAUGCGAUGUAAAUUAGUCCCGCUGGUUUGGAAGGCAGUAUGGAGGGUCUUCAAAAACCUCAACUACCACAUUGAUCUAGUUAUAUAUACCACUCCUGAUCCAUAGGAGGAGUUGGAAUCACCAUACAGUGGGGGGGGGGGGGCUCUCACACACCUGUUUAUAGUGCCACUGUUCACAGUAGUCAACAGCCAGCCGAUGAGUCAGUAAAGAAAAUGAGUGUAAGUGUGUACAGUGGAAUCUUACUCAGCCAUAAGGAGUACUGCAUCCUAUCAUCUGUAGCCUGAUAGGUGGACUCGGGAAAACAAAAGCUGCAUUUUCUCUUAUGGAGGCUCUAGUUUAAAAAACAUGAUUAACAGGAAAAUGGGUGAAGAGUUUAUGGGGAGGAAGAGGUCGAGCAGGAUGGGGAGAACAGACAGGAGAAAGUAGCAGGGGAAGCAUGGAUAUGAGCGGAGUACAAAGUGUACAUGCAUGGAAACACCAUCCUGGGGGCUGCUGUGCUGGCUGAGUGGGUGAAUACUCACAGCCUCAGCUCAGUUGUUGGAUCCCAUGAUGGAAGGAAAGAGCCUCCAUGUGUCCUGCACAGAUGCAGCUCAAAUUCAACAAUUAAAGUCGUCAUGAAACGCAAAUAUACGGUAACUAAAACAGUAAAUAUGAAACUUAGAAUUACAGAUGACUCAUUUGCUUAAGACUUUUAAUAUUCAGAUUAAAACUAAUUUACAAAUGUGCAGAACUGAACAUGAAUCCUUAUCCUCCUGUCUACUAAUGAGCAGGCAGGAGCCUGGAGGGAAUUCACACUAGACACCCACAUUGCUCUGCUGCAGGAACUUAGCUCUGCAUCCUCCCAGAUCCGUUGACUGCAGUGUUCUUGAUUUGAUUUAUGUUUUCACUUGAGAUAAGCUUUGUUAUGUGGGUAUUAAAGUCAAUACUGGACUUCACAAAUACUUAACUAUCCUGUCUUUUCUGGAUGUGUGAGAGUCUACAGUAAAUAAUGUUGCAGCUACAUUGGGACUUCAGAAGAAAACUCGUCACAGUCUUUUCCCUAUGUGCGGA